UAUCAAUCAUACGCUUCUUGCAAACAUGGCACCCUCCGUUUCCGUUUCGAUUUCCAUUUGCAUUAAUGUGGUAGUAGUAGCAUGGGCUACCUGUAUCUUGUUUGUAGCAGCAUGUGAUUUGUCAUCACUAGAACCACAGGCGAAGGCUCUGCAGGAGACUGGGUGGUGGGGUACUGCCCAUAACAAUUCCUCAAGUCGUUGCAAUUGGUACGGUGUUACUUGGUAUGCUGAUCAUGGAUACGUGACAGUCAUAGAGAUUGACUUGACUAAUGUCUCUUUGGGAACAAACUUGAAACUCAACUUCUCUUCUUUGCCAAAUUUAGCCCGUCUGGAUCUUCGUGGAACAGCACUUCAAGGAAGCAUUCCACCUGAGAUAGCAACUUUAUCUGAACUCACCUACCUUGAUCUCUCCAACAAUAAUUUUCAAGGAAGCAUCCCACUUGAGAUAGGUAUGUUAUCUAAACUAACCUACCUUAAUCUGUCCAACAACAAUCUUCAAGAGGGAAGCAUUCCACCUGAGAUAGCAACUUUAUCUGAACUCACCUACCUUGAUCUCUCCAACAAUAAUCUUGGAAGCAUCUGUUGGCCAUUUGAGAUAGAUUGGUAUGUUAUCUAA
Alnus glutinosa is the source of this 616-nucleotide messenger RNA. RefSeq names its product receptor-like protein 53. Gene Ontology annotation, molecular function: protein binding. The record is from RefSeq and is a predicted model, not a curated record. Lineage: Eukaryota; Viridiplantae; Streptophyta; Magnoliopsida; Fagales; Betulaceae. The transcript is spliced from 2 exons. The coding region runs from base 26 to 616 and encodes 196 amino acids.